Messenger RNA from Bombus pyrosoma, 770 nucleotides. RefSeq names its product cytochrome b5-like. Lineage: Eukaryota; Metazoa; Arthropoda; Insecta; Hymenoptera; Apidae. Gene Ontology annotation, cellular component: intracellular membrane-bounded organelle; membrane. The transcript has 4 exons. Gene Ontology annotation, molecular function: heme binding. The coding region runs from base 138 to 497 and encodes 119 amino acids. The record is from RefSeq and is a predicted model, not a curated record.
UCAAUCGUGCUAACUGAUAUUCCUUCAUUCAACGGUCGAGUUUGGAAGAGGAUGGAUCUCUCUGAAAUUGUUUAAUUAAAUUCAUUAGACAAGAAAACUUUGAAACUUAUCUCUUAAUCUUUAUUUAUUAUAAAAAAAUGGACGAACUACUAAGAUAUUCGCUGAAAGAAGUGGCGAAACACGAUGGAAAAAACGAAGGGAGCCUCUGGGUCGUCAUUAAUGAUAUGGUAUAUGACUUGACUGAUUACAAACAUAAGCAUCCUGGCGGAAAAGAGUUAUUGGAAGAGUAUGCAGGACAAGAUGCAACACGUGCGUUCGACGAGUACGGACAUUCUUUAGAUGCAAAACAUAUGUUGAAGACGUUGCUUGUGGGUGAAUUAAUAGAGGAAGAUAAAAUAAGUAAUAGAAGAAAAGAGAAUAAGAUCUCCACUAAAAUGGAAACGCAGAGAGACAGGAGAGGGUUUUUAUCAGUGUUAUGUUUCAAAUGUAUAACGUGACACAAGGAAAUAGCUGGAUAAAUCCAUUUCUGAUUAAAUUACAUUAAUUUAUUUUAUUCUUUUUUAUACUACCAAUAUACAUAUAGAGCUAAUUAUAAAUUGCUAUGUAGAGAAAGAAUUAUUAUUUUUAUUGAUUAUCACGUAUAAGUUUGUUUAAAAAAAUCGCCUCUUAAAGCUUCUAUUCGAUGUGGAAGUCGAGAGAAUCGAAAGUACAUACUCACAUUGGCAGCAUGCUAAGUGUAUACGAAUAAAAAACAUGAAUCAAUCAAUGAA